This is a messenger RNA of Priapulus caudatus, 2621 nucleotides long. RefSeq names its product sorting nexin-6-like. The coding region runs from base 253 to 1506 and encodes 417 amino acids. NCBI's taxonomy places the organism in Eukaryota, Metazoa, Priapulida, Priapulimorpha, Priapulimorphida, Priapulidae. The record is from RefSeq and is a predicted model, not a curated record. The transcript has 3 exons. Gene Ontology annotation, molecular function: phosphatidylinositol binding.
AUAUGAAUAUAGGUUUCAAUUUAUCGCAUCUCUACGCCAAGAAAUUCGUUGUUCAUGCUUAAAGCAGGAUGUACUAUAGAAGUUGCGCUGGUGAAUGUCGUAGGACACACUCGCUGAUGUUACAUAUGUGAGAAAGCUGUAUGAGAGUCACAGAGACAGUUGAUACGAAAGACAAAGAGCAAAGACUAUUAUUCUCCCCAUUACACCCAUUUCCGAUCGGAGUAGUAUAUAGGAGGCGCCACCGCGACGACGAUGAUGUCCCACGACGACGGCAUCGACGACAUGCCGGACCUGCUCGCCGACGACGAAGACAUCGAGGAGACGAAGCCGUGCAUCCUGAAGGAGCGCACGGACACGGUCGACCUGACGACGGACACCUCGCUCGUCGUCGACAUCUCGGACGCGCUCAGCGAACGCGACAAGGUCAAGUUCACGGUGCACACGAAGACGACGCUGCCCGACUUUGCACAGCAGGAGUUCUCCGUCGUGCGGCAGCACGAGGAGUUUAUCUGGUUGCACGACCGCUACGUCGAGAGCGAGGAGUUCGGCGGCUACAUCAUCCCGCCGGCACCGCCGCGGCCCGACUUUGACGCGUCGCGCGACAAGCUGCAGAAGCUCGGCGAGGGCGAGGGCACGAUGACGAAGGAGGAGUUCAACAAGAUGAAACAGGAGCUGGAGGCGGAGUACCUCGCGACGUUCAAGAAGACGGUGGCGAUGCACGAGGCGUUCCUGCAGCGCGUCGCCGCGCACCCGGUGCUGCGCAGCGACCACAACUUCCGCGUCUUUCUCGAGUACGACCAGGACCUGAGCGUGCGCGCAAAGAACAAGAAGGAGAAGUUCGGCGGCUUCCUGCGUAACAUCACCAAGUCGGCGGACGAGGUGAUGCUGCACAGCCAGCGCGACGUCGACGAGUUCUUCGAGCGCGAGAAGUCGUUCCUCGAGGAGUACCACGCGCGCAUCAAGGACGGCACGGCGCGCGCCGACCGCAUGACGCGCUGCCACAAGAACGUCGCCGACACCUACAUCAAGAUCUCGGGCGCGCUCGUGCAGCUGGCGACGGUCGAGAGCACCGAGCUCGCGCGCUUCCUCAACCAGCUCGCCGACGCCUUCGAGAAGGCGCGCAAGAUCGAGGGCCGCGUCGCGUCUGACGAGGACCUCAAGGUCUCCGACACGCUGCGCUACUACAUGCGUGACUCGUCGGCCGGCAAGGACCUGCUGUACCGGCGGCUCAAGUGCCUCGCCAACUACGAGAAUGCGAACAAGAUGCUGGAGAAGGCGCGCCUGAAACACAAGGACAUCCAGCAGGCGGAGCAGGCGCAGCAGCAGGCGCGCGACAGCUUCGACCAUAUCUCCGAGAUCGCAAAGUCGGAGCUCGGAGACUUCAAGACGCGACGGGUGCAGACGUUCCGCAAGAAUCUGAUCGAUGGCGCGGAGCUGGAGCUGAAACAUGCGAAGGCGCACCUGCAGUUGCUAAAGAACACGAUCGGUAUGUUGAAAGAACAAUAGGGCGCAGAGUGUCGACAAGCCGGUUCGGUGGUCUACAACGGCGGAGAUUGCGUUCGGUUUGUUCUGAGGAGCCGUGAUACGCUGUGGCGUCUUCGCCGUUGUAGACUAUUGCUUGGCUAUGAAGAUUACAUGUUUGUUAUUAAUUAUUAACCCCAUCAAUGCGGUGAAAGGUCCAGCGAUGGAUCGAGGAAAUGGAUUUACUUUUCUUUAAAAUUGUUUGGAUUUGUUCCGGUAGGAAGUGAACAUCAGCGUAUGAAUAAUUUUUACGUGUAGGUUAACCUGGCUGAUUGAGCGUAACAGCAGAGCUCGUACUCUUAGGACCCGUGUAAUGGUCAUAGUUCACGUGAAAUUGCAUCGAUCUAUGGUGAGGCUCUUUCAUACGCGGCGUAUUUACCAUUAUGUAUCGAAUAACGUUGCAAUUAUUAACCUAAAAUCGAUGAAUAAACUGCAUGCAUCACACUCGUAUGCACAUCAUAUAGAUACUUCUAAACACCACAGAUUGGGUUUUAGAAUUACGUAGGUUUUUCGAGAUUGUGAAUUGAUUGAUCGUGAACGAUGGAUGUGAUUGGAGCAGGGACUCAACAUGUGACGUCAGCUAAGAAGUCUAUUGGUUGCAUUCCAGCCAAGCUAGGCGUGAAUCGGCAUCUUAAAUGUGAAUAUGUAUAAACUUUAUAACUGUAAUUGUAAGUGUAACUUUUCAACACUGAAAUGCCAUCCUACUUGAAAUUAAAUUGAAAGUGAUUGACUCUCUUCAGGCAAAGUGUAGCAUGGAUACUUUACGUGUACUGGACGUUCUUAUUGGAAUCGGGUCGAAAAAGGUUUACAACAAUAUGAUACGAUGAUUAGGCAUGAUGCUGGCUCGAUUUUGAAUGUGAUGCAUGUACAUGUACAAGUAGUGGCUUCUUUCUAAGACAUAUAAAAGUCAUUUCAUAAGAACAUGCAUAUUUUUAUCCAGUCUGUCAUAUUUUUGAACUGCUGAGUUUAUAGGUCAACACUAUUGUCGUUGUAUUUGUUUACAUGAUCGUGUGUACGUGUGUGUGUGGACAUGUAAUUGCAGUUUUCCAUGUUUACCAUCAAGCAAGUGGUUACUAUCUAUAUAAUAAUUUGAGUAGUGU